GGGAAGAGGCCCCGCACUGUGAUCGCUACACCGGGGGAGCUGAGCGGACACCGGCGAUCAGGGAUCAGUAAAUAUAUUGAUGCACAGGGAAUCGCAAGCAGCAUCCUGUCAUCCUAUUCACAAGAAACGGGAGAACUCUCGAUCAGUGUAUGCAUUCCUCGGCAUUCAAACGUCGUGUUCACUCCAAGCAUCAGUCGUUGGAUCAAAUGGACAAUGGAGACUGGGGAUACAUGAAGACUGACCCAGUCACACUCAAUGUUGGGGGCCAUGUAUACACAACAUCGUUGUCUACGCUGACCCGUUAUCCUGACUCCAUGUUGGGUGCCAUGUUCCGUGGCGACUUCCCCACCGCUAGAGACUCACAGGGUAACUACUUCAUCGAUCGCGAUGGUUCUCUUUUCAGAUACAUUCUAAACUUUCUUCGGACAUCAGAACUAACUCUUCCCGUAGACUUCAAGGAAUAUGACCUGCUUCGGAAAGAAGCAGAUUUUUAUCAGAUCGAACCUCUAAUACAAUGUCUAAACGAUCCUAAACCUUUGUACCCCACGGACACCUUUGAAGAAGUCGUUGAACUAUCUAGUACGAGGAAACUGUCCAAGUACUCCAAUCCUGUCGCCGUCAUUAUUACCCAACUCACCAUCACAACCAAGGUGCAUGCCUUACUGGAGGGGAUCGCCAACCACUUCACCAAGUGGAAUAAGCACAUGAUGGACACUCGGGAUUGCCAAGUUUCCUUUACUUUUGGGCCUUGUGAUUAUCACCAAGAGGUCUCCCUCAGAGUCCAUCUGAUGGAGUACAUCACUAAGCAAGGCUUUACAAUCCGGAAUACCCGGGUCCACCAUAUGAGCGAGCGGGCCAACGAGAACACAGUGGAGCAUAACUGGACUUUCUGCCGACUUGCAAGAAAGACAGAUGACUGA
Molecule: messenger RNA, 920 nt
Organism: Staurois parvus
Lineage: Eukaryota; Metazoa; Chordata; Amphibia; Anura; Ranidae
Source: the annotation of a GenBank genome assembly